AUGUCACGGUACCGAAUGAGUGAAUCUUUUAAGGAGUGGCAUACGGAAAACCAUCAGAACUUAUCGGAUUUGUGGUUUGGCUUCUUGGAUUACUUCAGUCAGCGAUUCGAUUUUGCGUCCGAAGUGAUACAGAUACGCAGAAGGGAGCCAAUAAGCAAGUUGGAUAAAGGAUGGCAAGGUAGACCGAUAGCAAUUGAAGACCCGUUCGAGUUGCAGCAUAAUUUGUCAUCGGGAAAUAAUCUCUUCUCGGCUUGUCACGUCAACUCGGGACCACCAUUGGCUCGCAAUUGCUGUCAUCGAUGCAAACAAAUCGGUCAUUUCGUCGAAAAUUGUCCACUCUCACAGCAAAAAGGUCACAGACGGAGAAGUGGAACUACUACGAACAAUCAGCCAUCAACACCAUCAAAAGAAGCGUAUGCAAUGCGACAAACACACACGGCCGCAGUGAAUCGACCAAAAGAACUCGUUAUCAGAUCUGCGCCUGCCAGUGCUGACAACCAAAGACCGCUGCUACAAACGCCAAACAACAAUAUUUUUACGACAACCGGACGGGGAAUGUCUUCAGUGGGGGGUUUUGGUGUCAGACAGCGGCAACGACUGAACAGCAACGGACAA
Messenger RNA from Anisakis simplex (herring worm), 615 nucleotides. NCBI's taxonomy places the organism in Eukaryota, Metazoa, Nematoda, Chromadorea, Rhabditida, Anisakidae. The record is from the annotation of a GenBank genome assembly.